UCCUAUCUAGGAAUCUCGGACAUUUCCGAUUCGCUUACUGGCUGUGGCAUUAAUCAGCCUCUGACGCGAUCAAGUAGGCAGCAGUUGGUUCUUUUGAACAAGUCCGUAAUCGAACACGCUCCUACCGCGGCUUCGAGUAAUGGGAGAUGUUCCUUUUUAGAUUGAAUAUUGUGAAAAUGGACGUGCAGCCGCCUCCUAUCCGAACCUUGGAUGAUUUUGUUUUGGAUUCGUCUCGGUUCGCCGUGCGAGACAUUCCUCAUCUGGAGAGAUGGAACAAUCGGAUCAUAAAUAACUUGCUCUAUUACCAGUCCAACUAUUUCGUCUCGUUUUUGACAUUCCUGGGAAUAGUAGGGUUUUUGCGGCCCUUCCACCUCUUCUUGGGGGCCACAGUGGUGACGUUGAUAUUUAUGGGGUUUGUGUGGGCAGCAGAGAACCAGGCCCCCAUCAGACAGUUGCGCCGGAACCACCCAUCCCUGGCCCUGGGUGCCAUCCUGGGGGCAAGCUUCCUCUUCAUCACAGUGCUCGGAGGAGUAUCCGUCUUCCUCUUCGGCAUAGCCUUCCCCAUCUUAUUGAUACUGAUUCAUGCCUCUGUUAGGCUGAGGACCAUCAAGAACAAGUUGGAGAACAAGCUGGAGAACAUUGGGCUGAAGAGAACACCCAUGGGGCUCCUACUGGAGUCACUAGGACAGGAACAGGAGGCUGGGUCCUAGAAGGGGAGGAGAGGAAGAGGUAGAGAGAUGCCUGGUUCUAUUUCAAUCUUUUGCACCUAGCCCUAUUCCCAGAUCGGAAAGGACUGGAUAAAUGUUAUCAAUAUGUUGAGCUAAGUUCCUUCACAUAUCCUGUCCUGAUAUGUAUUCACAGUGGUAAAGGAUAGAGACCAAAAUGGAACGAGUCCUCUCAGACUAAGAGUGGGAGACAGAGGGAGGUGGUGAGGGAGGGAGGCUGAGGAAAGUAGAGGAAGAGAGGAGGGAAGUACAGUAAAGCAGUGGUGAAAUUAUGAUGAUGUCAAAGUGUCACGAAUGUGGUGUUACAGAUUGCAAAUUCUAUGGACUCUGCAGCCUUUUUAAAGCACACACUAACUGUCGUGGGUUCUUUCCCCCACAAGUCAUGUUGCACACUUUGACAAGCUCCUUAUUAGAAUUUGCAUUUUAAGCUGACAUUAUGUGAGCUAAAAUACUGCGCUGAGAAGCAACUGUGUCCUAACAGACAUGCAGUGUGGAGAGUGCUACAAUAAGAUGGUUUUUAAAAUGCAAUUUAAACGCUAGCGUUAUGGUUACAAUUUUAUUUUACAUGGAAACCUGAAGGUGUUUGAUGAGCCACUACUCUAACUCCUGAACACACUACUUUUUGUGUUAUUGUCUAUUCUCUACUGCUGUUGGGUUUUACCAUUUGAUGCAGUUGAACGUUUCAAUGAGUUAGGAUAGAUCAAGGACAAUUGUGGAACAACUGUAUGCUUUUAAUAGAAAUACAAUUAAUUCUACUUCUAUGAUGCUAUGAUUCCAAUCAUUUUUAAAAGGAUUAUGUAUAUGUCUCUGUCCAAGCAUUAUGUGUUGCCAAGAACAUUAAUGUCAGUUUGUCUUCUUUGUGUAAAAUGUUAUUCCAUUGAGAAUGUUGUAUUUCUUUUUAGCAGUGCCUUCUAUGGAUUUAUAAUAUUGUGGUUAUGGUUUUUUUCUCCAAUGCUGUCAAAAUGUAUUUACACUUCAUUUAAUACAUAUGCAAUAUCUUGUCAUGA
Molecule: messenger RNA, 1732 nt
Organism: Oncorhynchus gorbuscha (pink salmon)
Lineage: Eukaryota; Metazoa; Chordata; Actinopteri; Salmoniformes; Salmonidae
Product: PRA1 family protein 2-like
Exons: 3
Coding region: 147-710 (187 amino acids)
Cellular component (GO): membrane
Source: RefSeq, a predicted model, not a curated record